Argentina anserina (silverweed cinquefoil) is the source of this 1182-nucleotide messenger RNA. Its product is annotated as probable glycosyltransferase At5g11130. The record is from RefSeq and is a predicted model, not a curated record. The transcript has 5 exons. Gene Ontology annotation, molecular function: glycosyltransferase activity. Lineage: Eukaryota; Viridiplantae; Streptophyta; Magnoliopsida; Rosales; Rosaceae. Bases 1 to 1182 code for a protein of 393 amino acids.
AUGCACAACCAAAGUGAUGCAGCAACAAUUAAUUCCGACCACGUAAAGACUCGGAAUUAUACGUCGGGUAAAGUGGAGUCAUUCAUUCCCAGGGGAAACAUAUACAGGAAUGCUUAUGCCUUUCAUCAAAGUCAUAUAGAGAUGAUAAGAGAAAUUUUCAAAAAAGGCCUCUUUUUAGCCUUUGAAUUGAUUAUUAACCAUGUUAUUUUUCAAAAUUUCUCAGAUGAUAAAGAAAUGGAUUGCAUAUACUCCAUAGAAGGUCAUUUUAUGGACGAAAUGGGAAAUGGGAAGUGGCCUUACCUGGCUCAGCAUCAUGAUGAGGCUCAUGCAUUUUUCCUACCUUUAAGUGUUGUCAACAUUGUGAAGUACAUCUACAUGCCGGUCAUCGACUGGCAUCGUGCUCGGAUGGUUCGAGUCGUCAAAGAUUACGUCAAUCUUAUAGCAGACAGGUACCCACACUGGAAUAGAAGCAAAGGAGCCGAUCACUUCAUGCUCUCUUGUCAUGACUGGGCACCGGGAGUUACUCAUGAUGAUCUGGAGCUCUAUGCGAACUUCAUGAGAGUACUAUGCAAUGCCAACACCUCAGAAGGGUUCAAACCGAUGAGAUAUAUUUCUGUUCCAGAAUACAACAUUUUAGACAAACUGAAGCUCAACUCAUUCACACUUGGCCAGCCCCCUGAUAACCGCUCAAUACUCGGGUUUUUCGCUGGCGGUAAAUCUCAUGGCCCUAUAAGGCCAAUGCUAUUCGAACACUGGGAAAAUAAGGACGAUGAAAUUGUUGUGUACGAGAAGGUUCCAGAUGAGCUCAACUACAUUAGGUUGAUGGAACAAAGCAAGUUUUGCUUGUGCCCUAGUGGCUGGGAAGUGGCGAGUCCUAGGAUUAUCGAAUCGCUUCGAUCAGGAUAUGUUCCGGUGAUCAUAGCAGACAGUUACGAAUUGCCUUUUAACGAUGUGCUCAAUUGGAGCAUGUUUUCGAUUUUCAUCCCGUCGAGUAGAAUACCAGAACUUAAGACCAUCUUGAAGGGAGUUUCAGAUGAAAAGUACUUGAAGAUGCAGCAGAGGGUGAUGAAAGUGAGAAGGCAUUUUGAGCUCAACCGGCCUGCUAAACCUUUUGACGUGAUUCAUAUGGUGCUCCACUCGGUUUGGAUCAGAAGGCUUUACGUCAAGUUACCACAUAAAUGA